AUGUCCGACAGUACGGGUUACGCGGUGAAUGAUCUUGUUUGGGCUAAAAUGAAGGGAUUCUCACCCUGGCCCGGCCGCAUCUCGGUUCCACCAGCAGAGUUGCGUAAAAUCGCUGUCAAAAAGAAUAACCCGGUGAAGUGCAUCUUCUUUUUCGGAUCCAACAAUUACGCCUGGAUCGAGGAAACGCAAAUAAAACCAUAUCUGGAGUUCAAAGAGUCGCUGCUAAACUCUUGCAAAACAGCUCAGUUCAAAGAGGCGCUGAAACAGAUCGAAGAAUUCCGUGUGAAUCCCGAGAAAUUUCAGCCGCUGUUCGUUGGAGAAAAUGAAGCUGCCAAUCGCCCGGAUCCGGACGAGGAGUUUAACAGAUUGCGCGAGGGUGGUACCACAAGUGGUACGGAGGAAAGUGGCGCCGAGGACUCGCCGGCGGUCAACAACACGUCCACUCCAGCUGCCCUGGAGUCGGUGGACGACGUCUCCACACCGCUGGUGAAGAAGUCGGCCAAGAAGAAAGUACGUGCCUCGUUGCCAAUCAAGUUGAACGUGGACAAGGUGACGUCGGUCACGAAAGUACGCUCGAUCGGUAAUAAGACGAAAGCUACCGCCUUGGACGAUAGCACAACCGGUACGCCUUCUCCAAAGCGCAAGAAGAAGUUGUUGAACGAUUCGGAACUGUCCUCGCUGGAUAUCGACAGUUACUCGAGCCCGGUUCGACGCAACGCCCCGGUUACGCAUCUGUUGAACCGUCCGAUGACCGUCAACCGGCCAGCCACACCCGAGAUCGACAUGUCGAGCGUUUCGAAUGCGGUCCAAUCGCGCAACAUCAAGGCAUCGGAGCUGAAGUUCGGCUUUCUCGGGCUGGGCGUUAUGGGUUGUGGGAUCGUGAAAAAUCUUAUCAAAUCCGGCCACUCCGUUGUAGUCUGGAACCGGAGCGCCAACAAAUGCCGCAAGUUCCAGGAGGUCGGAGCCCAGGUGGCGGAAACACCGUCCGACGUGGUGGAAAUGACGGACGUCACGUAUUCGUGCGUGUCGGACCCGCAGGUGGCCAAGGAUAUGGUGUUCGGAAAUUGUGGAGUCAUGUCGGCGACUUUAGCUGGCAAGGGCUAUGUCGAGAUGACCGGCGUCGAUCCUGAAACGUCCAACGACAUUAACGAAGCAAUCAUCUCCAAAGGAGGCCGUUAUUUGGAAGCACAAAUACAAGGCUCUAAAACACAAGCGGAAGAGGGUACACUUAUCAUUCUGGCAAGUGGCGAUCGGCUGUUGUUCGAGGAAUGUCAAAGCUGUUUCGAAGCUAUCUCGCGCAAUUCCUUCUACCUGGGCGAUGUUGGCAAUGCGACAAAGAUGAAUCUUGUCCUGCAGAUGAUUUCUGGUAUUACUCUGGCCGGCGUUGCAGAAGCAAUGGCUUUAGCGGACCGUGCUGGAUUGCAACAGAAGGACGUGCUAGAGGUGCUUGAGCUGACUAACAUGUCGUCUGAGAUGAUGCUGCAAAAAGGCAACGCAAUUAUCAAGGGCGAAUUUCCAACCCAUCAAGCAUUGAAGCACAUGCAGAAGGACCUGAAGCUGGCGCUGAGCCUGGCCGAUGGCCUGGAACAAUCGCUACCAAUUACGGCUGCUUCAAACGAGGUUUACAAGCACGCCAAACGCCUUGGCUAUGGAUCGCACGACGCCAGUGCCGUUUACGUACGGGCACGGUUUUAACAGCGACCGGAUGGCCGACCGUCGUAGGGCGUCGUACGCCACCGUGCAAGCGCUGCCGAGUAGAACGAUAACAGGUGGGGAAAAGUACCGCUUAGAGGAAUGUUGACAUCAUUUAGGAUGAAGUAUGUACAGAGCAUGCACUUUCAAACGUAUAUGUGUCCUGCUGUGACACUGCCCAGAUCUCCCACGAUAGAUCCCUUGUACGACCACCUUUGUCGUCGCAGGCCGUUGUUUGAUGCGUGGGGACAUUUUCUUCCCGAGAACUGGUAGCUUUUUUUUGUUUGACAUCGAACUUUCGAUCAAUUUUGAUAGAAGACAUGUAUGAGACGAGCACUGCGUAUACAGCCAAAAGGUGGUAUCGCAGCCGUUGUUUAUGCUCAAGGCAGGGAUAGAAAAUGUUUUUUUACUGUUUUUGUUUCCUACGAAUGAUGCUACUACUUUACCGGAGCUUAUUUCUGCCUUUAAAUUUGGCUAGGGUGUUUAUUUUUAAAGUUUCUUUGCCAUGUGUGUGAAGUUUCUAUUUUUUAACAAUGUACAUCUGUGCAAAUGUAUGCAAAUAUAUUGAUUGGCUAUAAAAAGCGAAACCGUUUAGUUUUGAGCAUUGCUCGUCCAGUUUUUACGAAAGUGGAUAAGGAGCAUGAUGAGAAUAUUUUUUAGGUACGUAGGUCGCAAGGGGAUCGGGCGAAGAAUUCCUUGACGGCUCUGAACAGCAACAGAUACGAUGAAUAGUCGACACUGCAAUAGAAAAUCCUGUAAAGGAUGGUAUAUAUAUAAACACUUUUUUUUCGAAAGAGUUUUCUCUCUUAGUUUUCUUCUUUCAAUGUUUACAUGUUCAACAUACUUUCUGCUAGAUUAUAUGAAGGUAAAUCGUAAUGAAAAAAUGUAAAGAGGCAGGAAAAUAAAGCAUCAAAAUAUUGUAUGGGAGAGCGGCACUCUAGCAUUAGCGUAGAGCAGUUAGUUUUCCCUUUUCCUUUUUUAUUAUUUUAAGUUAGAUUUCAUUAGUACGCACGUGUGACACUGAAAUAUUGUCUUGUUGCAGCAUACGUAUAGUUGUUUUAGCCUUCUUUUUCUUAAGUACGAAACCGUCGUCAUAAAUUGCUCUAUAGCGUAACUUACGAGCCGUAUUUGCUUCCUCAUUUUUAAAUCAAAUCAACUAAAUAAUCACGCUGAACGUUCUCGUGUAAGUACAACAUUUCAUCGCUGCUAAACCGGACUGACUUUUAGCGAAUGAAGAUGGCGAAAGUAAACAAAAUCGAUAGCGAAAAGUAAAUGAAAUACAGAAGAGAAAGAUAAAUACAUCUUGUAAAACAACAGAGUAAUCGUCAUAAUGUAGCAAAACUAGGAACUUCCCGACAAAUAGUUGCGGUGAGAUCGUGAAGUGUUAGGAUAUUUUUUGGCAAUUGAAAUAAAAUAUUAA
Anopheles nili is the source of this 3112-nucleotide messenger RNA. RefSeq names its product cytokine-like nuclear factor N-PAC (gene Ndf). Gene Ontology annotation, molecular function: oxidoreductase activity, acting on the CH-OH group of donors, NAD or NADP as acceptor; NAD binding; NADP binding. Bases 1 to 1695 code for a protein of 564 amino acids. Lineage: Eukaryota; Metazoa; Arthropoda; Insecta; Diptera; Culicidae. The transcript is spliced from 9 exons. The record is from RefSeq and is a predicted model, not a curated record.